Messenger RNA from Perkinsus marinus ATCC 50983, 1895 nucleotides. RefSeq names its product 26S proteosome regulatory subunit, putative. NCBI's taxonomy places the organism in Eukaryota, Perkinsozoa, Perkinsida, Perkinsidae. Gene Ontology annotation, molecular function: ATP hydrolysis activity; zinc ion binding; ATP binding. Bases 1 to 1755 code for a protein of 584 amino acids. Gene Ontology annotation, biological process: mitochondrion organization. Gene Ontology annotation, cellular component: mitochondrion. The record is from RefSeq and is a predicted model, not a curated record. The transcript has 15 exons.
AUGUUCUUCCCAUCAUCGUCCGGGAAUAAGAAGCCCUCGGCUGCAGUGGCUGCUGCUGCCUCUAGCGGGUCUCCGAGCAGUGGCGAUCCCACCACUGACGCCAUCUCUGGGAAAUUCGAUCCGACCGCCUUAGAAAGAGGUGCCCAGGCCUUGAAGGAGCUGGACUCCUCCCCUAACGCCACCAAGGCCUUUGAGGUCAUCAAGCUGCAGGAGCAGAGCAAACAGAAGGAGUUCCAAACUGAAAUUGAACGGGCUCAGACACAACGAACCCAAAUGGGCCUUCAAAGGGCUCAGGUGGAGGCUGAGGAGAAGCGCAAGACCAUUGCUGAGCAACAAGACCAGGAGCGGAGGACUCAACAGUACAAGGCCCAGCUGGAGUCAGAACUCUACCAGAAGAAGCUCAUCGAUCAACAGAAGCAGAACGAAGACUGGCUGGCUCAGCAGCAUCAACAAUUUUUGAGGCAAGAAGAAAUUCGUAAGAAGAACGACGUGGAGGUUGAGGAGUCCCGACGCAGAACGCUAAUCGAGCAAAUGAAACUACAACGCGACAACGAUGUGGCUCGAGCCCAGGCUGAGGCAGAUGGACGUAUCAAGCAGGAGCGCGAGAAUGUCGAUGUCCACCUGCGAUCGAUGCGGGCCAAGGCAGCUGAGGAGCGCAAGACCAAGUUGGACACGAUCAAUGCCACGCUGGGCUCCCUUGGUUCGGGUUUCCGGGCCCUCCUCGAUGAUAAGACCAAGAUGACGGCAUUGGUCACUGGUCUUACCGCUGUGGCCCUGGGUAUUUACACUGCUAAGGCCGGCACCAGAGUUGCUGGCAAUCUCUUGGAGAAGAGGUUGGGCAAGCCCCCGCUGGUCCGUGAGACCAGUCGCAAGUCGUGGAGCAGAGCUCUUGGUCUGGGCCGACCAGCUAGCACUAACAUGUUGGAGAAGAUAGUGCUGCAGGAUGAGCUGGCCGAGCGUCUGCAGUGGACCACGAACUCAAUCAUCAACGCUAAGAAGAAUGGCACUCCGUUCCGCCACCUUAUGCUGUAUGGUCCUCCGGGUACUGGUAAGACCCUCUUCGCUCGGACACUGGCCCUCCAGUCGGGUCUUGAUUACGCUAUAAUGACGGGUGGUGAUGUUGGUCCCUUGGGGAAGGACGCGGUCGAUGAGAUGAAUCGCCUGUUCGCCUGGGCUAACUCCAGCAAGAAGGGCCUCAUCCUGUUCAUCGACGAGGCCGAUGCCUUCCUGAGGCGUGGCCGAAUGUCGAGUUCCAGUAACAUGUCCGAGGACGCUCGUAAUGUUCUGUCGGCCUUCCUGGCACACACUGGUACUGAAAACGACAAAUUCAUGGUGGUCCUCGCCACCAACGUCCGAGAGGUCCUGGACCGAGCUGUCCUCGAUCGUGUGGAUGAGCAGUUUGAGUUCCCUCUUCCCGAAUUCGAACAGCGUCGCCAAAUGCUCGACCUCUUUAUGGACGAGUACAUCCGUCAGCCUACCAAGGCCGGCAAGGUUAUCGAGGUUGACCCCGCCAUUGACUCAGCCUAUCUCGAUGAGGUUGCCCGUAGGACCGAAGGCUUCUCUGGCAGACAGAUGAGCAAGUUGGUCCUGGCCUACCAGGCAUCAGUUUUCGGCUCGGGUGCUAAUAAGCUUACCAAGGGCUUGGCUGAUACCAUCCUCAACUGGAAGCUGGCACACUAUGAGGGGGAUGUGGACACCAUGCAACGGCACGAGGCUGAGGAGCUCAAGGCCAAGGCCCAGCAGAUGGUUGAGUGACGAGCAUGUUAUUUAUGAAGUACCACUACUACUACUGCUUUGACUGGGCCAGUAGCUGCAGGACCUAUCACUGAAGGCGGCUCGAUUUCGCCAUCCAUUCGUUUCGGUUUUCCUUCACAUCAUCAACGGUAGCAUUUCCG